UGAAGUUCUGCUGCAACUGAAUGUGGACUGUAAACUUUUUCAUCAGGAUUUCUUUAUUUCUUCCCUGUGUGCGCUGGAAGUUCAUCUCAACAGCUGUCAAUGCAGUGAGAGACACCAGAGGUGGAUUUUAUUCAUGGCCGAGGUUAAAGUGUAGCUAAAACUCAGUCCCUGUUGAAGAUGAGACUGUGCAGUUCUUCUGUCAUGCUGAUGUGGACGCUCAGGGUUCUGCUGUUUCUGGCUGCUGUGCAGCUGUCAGGAGCCGACUGUCCCAAAUCAUGUGUCUGUCACGUCCCCGCUGAAGUACACUGCACCUUCAGAUACCUGACCGCUCUCCCGGACCACUUCCCGGCAGCUGUGGAAAGAAUUAACCUCGGGUACAACAGUAUUACAACCCUGGGAGAGAAUGACUUCACAGGCUUUACAAAGUUGCAGCUAUUGCUGUUGCAUAGCAACACCAUACACAGUGUUGAAGACAGAGCCUUUCAAGAUCUCACAUCACUACAGGUGCUAAAGAUGUCACACAACAAAUUAAAGGAAAUCAACAAGGAGACAUUCAAAGGUCUGGACAGACUGUUAAAACUUUACAUUGACCACAACCAGAUAGAAUUCAUUCAUCCGGAAGCUUUGUACGGCCUGACCAACUUGCAGCUCAUCAAUCUGGAAAACAACCACCUCCAACAGCUCCAUCCAGAUACAUUCAUCACAAUGAGACACAGCCAAGUUUUCAAGGUUUCCUCAGUGAGAACCAUUCACUUGUCGGACAACCUGCUGACCACUCUUCCUGCAGAUAUUUUCUCAGGCUGCUAUCAAUUAGAAAACCUUUUCCUCCAUGCUAACCCCUGGAAGUGUGACUGUCGUAUAAGGUGGCUGUCUGUGUGGACUGAGAGGAACACAGGUGUGCUGAAAUGCAAGCGAGACAGAAGAUAUCCAAAGGGCCAGCUGUGUCCUGUUUGUGCAAACCCUGCCUCUCGUAACAGACGCCUAACCCUGCUCCACAAUGAUGCCUUCAGCUGUACCAAACCAUGGAUCGAGUCUCAUCUAAAGAGGAAAAACAUCACCUUGGAGGAGGGCGACUUCACUCCAGUUUACCCCAAGGACUUCAUCGCCCCGUUAGGCUCCAUACAACUAAACCUGACUGACCACCUUCACAAAGAUGCGAGUCUUUCCUGCACUGUCCAGAGGCCCACUGCUUUUGAGAACCCUACGCAAACCAUUGAGGAGGAAGAGGGAAACAAUGUCACUAUGCUUACCACUCAAGUAACUACAUAUUUAGUAUGCAACAUUGAUUAUGAACACAUCCAACAGCUGUGGGGGGUUCUUACUGCUUACAGUGACUCACCUUUGAGGCUAGAAAGAGGUUUGAUGCUGGCUCGAACACCAGAAAUGGUGUACAGAUACAGCCAGGUAAAGGAUGAAGACGAAGGAACGGACACAAACAUUGAAGCUGAGAUGAAAGCUUCUCCGGCAUGGUUAUUGCAAGGUGAGGUGAGACUUCAGCUUGACCGAACUUCUACAACCUUCUCUACUCUGCAUAUCAAGUACCAAUCUGUGGUCAACAUACGCUUGGAAAACAAUCCACCUAGAAAGGACCGCUAUGCAUGGACCACAAUCAAGCAAGACAAUCAAACCAAGACAGAGCAUGCUGUAAUCACGGGUGGUGUGGCACAGUUGAGCUGUCAUACAAAGGGUGAACCAAAGCCUUCAAUGGAAUGGAUUUUACCUGAUGGAAGCAGAGUCAGAGCUCCUUAUUUCAGUCAAGACAGGAGGAUCAUAAUCACUGCUGAGGGGGAGCUCAGUCUUCGAGGUGCAGUUCCCUCGGAUACCGGCCUCUACUGGUGCAUCACCACAAAUUACCUGGAUGCAGAUAUCCUCAUGUUUCGUGUGACAGUCCUUUCACCUGAUGUGGAAGAGAUGGAGGUCAAUGGUCUUCAUCUGUCAGCGUCAUUAGGUGACAGUUUGGUUCUUGACUGUACCACCUCUGGUAGUCCUGAGGGCUCAGUUUCAUGGAUUCUCCCAGACCACUCAAUACUGGACAGAUCUGAAGGGAACAAAUGUGUUUAUGAAAAUGGAACGUUGACAAUUCAGAGCCUUACAAAGAGGGACAGAGGAUUUUAUAGGUGUUUGGUUGCCAACCAUCUUGGUUUGGACCUGCUUGUGUAUCAAGUGACAGUCACCGAAGAAAUACUCAAGCCGAAACCAGUUGUGGAAAAUGAGGGAUCAGGGAUGGUGCUGGAAGUCAAAAUUGACUCUAGUUCAGACGAAAAAUUCAUCAGCCCUAGUGAGAUGCCCUCUUUCAGUCCCAACUACAGAACUAGUCAGGAAUCCCGGACUAUCACCUCUGAUCGGCCUUAUCCAAAACCCAGAUUUCAGGGCAGAAAAGGUUUUGGAGGUAGACAGUGGCAAAGGAGGAGAGUGGCAGCUCGCAACAGACAUGUAGGGAGUAGCAGGAUCUUUAAUAAAGCAUCUAAAAAAGUCGAUCCGCAAAAAUUUGCAGAAUUGAUGAAAAAGGCUCAGGAAGGAUUAAGAACAAAGAGUGACCUAAAAGAAGAGAUGGCAAAAUAUGAAAACAAUAAUGUUUUUUCUGAUGGUGGCGAAAUUGGCUCUGGUGAGGAUCAUGAUAACAAACACUCCCUUUUUGACCCAGAGAUAGUCAAGCCAACACCACAAAUAACAGCUCUCACACAAAUAGGAGAAACUUACCCAGUUACAUCAGAUGUACUCAAGAAUCCUGACAUAGAAAACUCAGUGAGACAUUAUAGUCAUUCAAGACAAGCAAAAGAAUAUACAAAUCCAGUAGCAACUGAUAAAUCCACAUCCACACACCUCCCAACUUCAAGUGAGUUUUACUCACAAGAAAUAGCCACCAUACAUCUGACAAAUACACAUCCAAUCAAUCAACACAUUGCACCAGAAACUCAGCUGAAGGUUUUAGAAAAGGGCAAUACAGAUACAGAAACAUCUACGGACGGGGCACUUUUGAUAACCACAGAUACUAAUACUACUCCUAUGAAGGACGGCCCAAAACCAGCAGAGCUUGUUGUCCACACAGAUGCUGCCAGCCAGACCACGUUCACAGCAAUCACUACCACGGAGAGAUUGCAAGACGAGAUCACCUUUCAUACUACCCAGACAAUAAAAUCUCCAGGCCUAUCUGCUGGGUCUACCAUCAUUUCUCAGCAGCAGAUUCAAAUCAUUCCACAAAUUAAAGGAAAAGGUCGCAGGAGAACCUUUCAUGGUCGCAGGAGAAUUGUUAAACCUGGUAGAAUUACUGACAUAAAGUCCUUCAUCAAUAGAGUCAAACAACCAACUGUAAGGAAGGAAGAAAAUACCUCUGUUCCAAUUCAAAUUAAUUUCACAACAGAUCGCAAUUCUGAUGAAGGCAGCAAGAAGACUGUAGUCACUGAUGUCCAGCUCAAAGCACCAAAACCUUCCUUCAGUCCAUAUCUGAGCACAACAGAAAGACUUAAAUCUACUCAGAAAACCUCAACUUCUACCACAAGUGAUUACAUUCGUUCAAAUCUCCCUUCCAUUCAUGGUAGAUAUGUAGCAGAGGUCACAGCAGAGGACAUAACAUCUGCUGAUUCUCCUGACAUGGAUGCUACAAGGGAUUCUACAAACAAAAAGGUGUCAGUAACCACAACUUCAAGUACUUCUAAGGUUGUUCCUAAAAGAAAUUAUUGGAACCGGCUUUUUGGAGGACGAGAUAGGCCAAAGAAACUAAGCAGAUUAAGGAAACCAUCACUUGCAACAAAAGCCUCAACCACAGCAAAUAUUCUAAUCACAACCACCCCUGUUGCAUCUACCACCACAACCAGCCCACCGACCAAGCUUGAGAAUCUGCCACUACCUAGUAAACAAAGUUCAACAGCGGAUAAGUAUGAACGUUUAGACUCAUCAGACUUUGAACUGAGAACAACAGGAGUAACCUUUCACCAUUUUACCACUACGAGCUUACCUUGUUAUUCCAAAAUUUCCACCACUGCUGGAUCACCGCCAGAAUUACAGACUCUACCCUCUCCACCCACAGUCAACCCACAUGUAAUUGAAAGUCCUGAGGACAUAUUGUCAUCUGGGUCUGGGGCACUACCUGAUAAUGUCAAUACAAUCAGGCAAAAGACUGGUGGGAUCAGGAGAUGGAAAGGAAUGGGAAGGAGGAGGCCCUUCCAGGGCAGGAGACUCUUCAAGAAACCUGGAACCACAAAAGCAACGCAAACCACCACAACUUUAUCUUCUUCUGUUGAUAUAACAGUCAUGGAAAGUACAAUGGAGGAGACCACACAACCUCAGCAGAUUGCAUCAUCUUACAGUUCUCUCAACAUACCACCGAGGAAAAUGAACAGGACGGCGAAAGAAGAUUUUAGCAGUCUCAAUGUCUUUACCACUAACAAAACUCCUUUAGUGACCUUCUCUGCACAAAAGCCAACUACUACAUUAGUUCCUAACACAUUAAAACAGCCGUACACAGCAGCGUCCAACAAAAUUGACAUCAACAAACAGCCCCAGACACAGAAAAAACAACACGAUACCACCAACACGUCGGUAAAAAGACUCGAACCAACUUUGCAAAGCAGUGGUGCAAGAAAUAGGGAAGAUGAAGACCUUACCUUUGACAAGAUGACCAUAUCUGAAACUCAGUCAGGAUACAACUUUCCUGUUCCAUUCAAUAAAGAGCUGGAAAAUUCUAAAUCUACAAUUUAUGAUAAAAUAACAGACAACAAAGCCCCAUCUUUCAGUGCUUCUGGAUUUGAACCAAAAUCAAAGGGUAUCAGCAGCAAGCCUAAGAUAAUUGGAGGAAACGCAGCUAGUUUUACUGUUUUGUCCAACUCGGAUGCUUUCCUGCCAUGUGAGGCUGUUGGAAACCCUCAACCUGUAAUAACCUGGAUGCGUUUCUCUAGCACAGGAAGCACAGUUAGCAUCAGAGGAAGGAUGGGCAAGUUUGACUUGUGGAGCAAUGGCACUCUAUCCAUUCAGAAAGCCAAUAUCAAAGACCAUGGCCAGUACCUCUGUCUUGCUGAGAAUGAUUAUGGAUCAGAUAAACUUCUGGUCACUCUCUCUGUGGUAGCUUAUCCAUCACGGAUACUGGAACCAAGAAUGCGAGAAAUCAAAUCUCACACGAGAAGUACGGUGGAAGUGACAUGUAGAGCAGAAGGCAGACCAAUGCCCACAAUUUCUUGGAUCUUGGCUAACAGGACUCAAAUCAGGGGACACAGCCCAGAAAAAGGACGAGUAUCAGUAUCUUCUGAAGGGACUCUUACCAUUAAAGAUGUCUCUGUUUUUGACAGAGGUUUUUACAAGUGUAUUGCCAGCAACCCAGCUGGAGCUGAUACCGCUACAGUCAGACUGCAGGUGGUAGCAGCUCCACCAAACAUUUUAGAGGAAAAACGUCAACAGUUGAAGCCAAACCUAGGUCAAAACCUUUGGCUACCUUGCACUGGUUAUGGUUCCCCUCAGCCAACUGUACACUGGGUCCUCCGUGAUGGAUCAGUUAUUCUUCUUGACAAGCCUUCCAGUAACAAAAGGACAACUUUGUUUAAAAAUGGAACACUAUCUAUAAGAGCUGUGACUCCUGCAGAUAACGGAAACUAUGAAUGUAUUGCUACAAGCUCUACUGGUUCAGAGCGAAGAGUUGUGACGUUGACAGUGGAGACACAGCAGUCUGCACCUCAGAUAGUGAAGACCUCUGAGCUUGUUACAGAACUGUCUUAUGGGGAACAAUUGAGACUCAACUGCUUAGCAACAGGAGACCCUAAACCAAAGAUUAUGUGGAGACUUCCAUCUAGAGCGGUUGUUGACCAUUGGCACAGGAUGAGCAGCAGAAUUACAGUUCUGGAUAAUGGCACUCUUAUUGUCAACACAGUGAUUGAUAAAGAUGCUGGGGAGUAUUUUUGUGUGGCACAAAGCACAGUAGGCGAUGAUCUUCAACUAAUGAGGGUCAGUGUUUCAAUGAAGCCAGCCAAAAUAGAGUCUAAGCCCUAUGGAAAGAAGCAAAUCCAUUUUGGUAAUGAACUGAAAGUGGACUGUAAAGCCACAGGUGCACCAAAACCAGAGAUCUCCUGGGGUCUGCCAGAUGGCACAGUUGUUAACAGUGCUCUGCAGGCUGACGACGGCCAUGGACGAGGACGAGUGCGCCACUAUACUCUGUUUGACAAUGGGACUCUCUUUGUGAACCAGGUCGGUAUGUCAGAAGAAGGAGACUAUACCUGCUAUGCAGAAAACAAGGUGGGAAAAGAUGAGAUGCACGUACAUAUCACAGUUGUAACAGCUGCCCCCAGGAUACGUGACCCUGACCAGACAUAUGCCAAGGUGAAACCUGGAGGUAAUGUUCGCUUUGACUGCGAUGCCCAUGGGGAGCCCAAACCAAAAAUUCUCUGGAUGCUUCCAAAUAAUGAUGAAAUAGCAGCAUCAAAUGCACAGCACCUUAUACAUGUAAAUGGUUCCUUAGAUAUCAGGAAUGUGAAGCUAACUGAUUCUGGGGAAUAUGUUUGUGUGGCUCGAAACCCUGGGGGAGAAGACAAAAAAACAUAUAAAUUGGAGAUUGAAGGACAUCCACCAGUGAUCAAUGGAUUCAGACAAAAUAGGACUGUGAUCAAAGAUGUAACCUCAAGACAUGCCAGGAAACUCAUAGACUGCAAGGCUGAAGGUGACCCUCCUCCAACUAUCACUUGGAUAAUGCCAGAUAACAUUUUUCUUCCUGCACCAUACUUUGGAAGCAGGAUAAAUGUUCACCACAAUGGGACUCUAGAGAUUCGCAAUGUGCGGGCCACCGACACAGCCGACUUUAUUUGCAUGGCGAGAAAUAGUGGGGGUGAGGCAGUGAUGAUAGUACAGCUAGAAGUUGCUAAUAUGCUUCGAAGGCCAAUUUUUGAGAACCCUUUCAAUGAACGCAUUGUCUCUCGGGCUGGAAAAAGUAUUGUUCUGAACUGCUCUGCUCAUGGGUACCCAAAGCCGGAGAUCGUUUGGACGUUGCCAAAUGGAACACGUUUGAGUGUUGGGGCAUACCAUGGCUCUCAUUAUCAUCUAAACAAUGAUGGAACCUUAGUUAUUUACAACUUGCAAAAAGACGAUUCUGGAAAAUAUAGAUGUGGUGCGAAGAAUAACCUUGGAUAUGUGGAGAAGCUAAUAGUUUUGAAUAUUGGGCACAAGCCAUACAUCCUAACAAGACCUCGGGGUAUCAUACGUGGCAUGUCUGGGGAACCCCUUUUCCUUCACUGUUUGUCUGAUGGGAGUCCUCGACCAAAAAUCUUUUGGACCCUUCCAGGAGGCCAUACUCUUACUCGACCUCAGGUACUUGGACGCUACCAGCUGGUGGAAAAUGGCACUCUAGUUGUUAAGGACACCACCCUCAGUGACAGAGGAAACUAUAUUUGUAGAGCUCACAAUGAUGCUGGGGAAGCAGUUCUCACCAUUCCAGUAGCUAUCAUUGCUUACCGUCCACGAAUAACUUCAGUCCAUCCUUCCACUGUAAGGGUAGUACCUGGGACACCAAUCCAGCUCAAGUGUGCUGCCACUGGAUUCCCCAAGCCACAGAUUACCUGGGAGCUUCCUGAUAAGACAAUUCUGUCAACUGCAGCACAGGGCAGGCCUAUGGGGAGUGAACUUCUCCACCCUGAGGGCACGCUUAUUAUCCAAAGACCCACAUCAUCAGACUCUGGUAAAUACAAAUGUAUGGCCAGGAAUCAUAUGGGUACAGACUCUAAGGUCAUAUACGUCCUUGUUCUUUAAACUUCAGUGUAAAUUCAGUAAACUGUACUUUUUGCUUGUGGUGAUUUUUUUUAAAUGAAAUCUCAUGGAUAAAAAAAGAAACAAGCUUUGAAAAUAAAUAAUUUGUACAUUUUUCUGUACAAAAUCAUCAAUGUGGUGCUACCAAGCUGUUUGUGUAAUAUUGUCAACGAACACCUGUAAAGUCUAAUGUCUCGGAUCUGAGGUCAAGUGUAGCAUACUAUCACAAGUACUUUUUUCUGUUUGAAAAUAAGAACUGGAAACUUGUUUAUAUGUUUUAUUGUUUUGGUUACAGAGUUUUUAUUCCCCCUAACAGACAAACUAUGGCAAACUUCACAUUAAGACCUUGUACUCUUUUACUUAAGAACUAGUUUAAAAAAUAAAAAAGCCAAAUAUACUGUAAAUAUGUUUCAUAGUUAACAAAUUACAUUUUGUUUUGAACAAUCUUAAACUUGUUUUACAAUAUAUGUGCCAUGUUUCAGUGCAAAACUGAACCCUUUUUAAUAAUAAAGGUUAAAAUGUGUUUUAACUUCAUGUGUA
This is a messenger RNA of Oryzias melastigma (Indian medaka), 8259 nucleotides long. RefSeq names its product immunoglobulin superfamily, member 10 (gene igsf10). The record is from RefSeq and is a predicted model, not a curated record. The transcript is spliced from 10 exons. NCBI's taxonomy places the organism in Eukaryota, Metazoa, Chordata, Actinopteri, Beloniformes, Adrianichthyidae. Gene Ontology annotation, molecular function: protein binding. The coding region runs from base 178 to 7722 and encodes 2514 amino acids. Gene Ontology annotation, cellular component: extracellular region.